AUGGCACCCGGCGAGUCGAAAGAUGAGCGCGAUGAACGAGUUGCUCGACUCUGGGAAACGCUGGAUGUGCGGAAAGAAGGUCAUAUUGAUCUAAAUGGCUUAAAGAAGGGACUCAAGAAGAUCGACCAUCCGCUUAAAAAUGCAGAUAGACUAGUCUACAGCAUCUUACGCGAAGUUGACACGAACGGUGAUGGGUGGAUAGAUUAUGACGAGUUCCAAGUCUUCAUCAACCAUACCGAGUCUGGAUUAUGGCGGAUGUUCCAAGAUAUCGAUCACAAUAAGAAUGGGGAGAUAGACAAGACUGAGUUGCGAACUGCGUUUGCUCAGUCCGGAGUGACAGUAUCCAACGCAAAAUUGGAUAAUUUUUUUGCCGAGGUUGACCAAAACAAUGACGGAGUGAUCACUUACGCUGAAUGGAGGGACUUCCUUCUCUUCCUCCCUCUAAACUCAUCGUCGAAUCUUCGCGCUGUUCUAUCCUACUAUUCGGCCACAGGAAAUCUAAACCCGGAAGGAGAUGUCCACAUCAAUGAUUUGCAGGGCUUAGGUACAGAUCACUCGUUUCUUAAAACUCACCUACUCGCCGUCAAGUCCCUCUUGUACAAUCUUCUUUCUCUCUCUACCCUGGCCUCUCUCCUCCCGUCAGUCGAAGCAGAAUCCAUCCCGGCCGCAGAAUUGUCUUCGACCGUUGGCAAGGAAUGGGUUUCGAUGGACGCUGACUUAGAGUUGGAGUGGCUGCCUAUCCCCAAGACCACCGCCAUGUGGAUGUCCCUCCGCCGUUAUGAACGGAAGUUGACCGAGAAUACCCCUCAACUAGGCUACUUCAUCGCGGGCGGUGUCGCUGGUGUCGUGUCCAGGACGGCUACCGCGCCUCUCGAUCGUCUCAAAGUCUAUCUUAUCGCGAAGACUGGUGUAACGAAACAGGCUGUUCGUGCGGCGAAAGAUGGUGCCCCUCUAGUCGCAGCGGGGAACGCCUCAAGAACCUUGGUAGUUGCAUUCAAGGAGCUAUGGAGAGCAGGUGGAAUUCGCAGCAUGUUUGCUGGAAAUGGACUGAAUGUUGUCAAGGUUAUGCCGGAGUCAGCGAUUAAGUUUGGAGCCUAUGAGUCUGCGAAACGAGCGUUCGCCGGCAUGGAGGGCCAUAACGACCCAAAGCGACUCAAGCCAACGUCACAAUUCUUGUCCGGUGGUAUUGGUGGAAUGGUUGCACAGUGCUUUGUUUAUCCGCUUGAUACGUUGAAGUUCCGAAUGCAAUGCUCGACCGUGGAAGGUGGCUUGAAAGGAAACAAGCUUAUUGCUGCAACCGCCAGAAAAGUCUGGAACGCUAAUGGGCUGCUCGGCUUCUUUCGUGGUCUUCCUCUUGGUCUAAUUGGAAUGUUCCCUUACGCAGCGAUUGAUCUCAGCACCUUCGAGUACCUCAAACGAGCGCUCCUAGCUCGCCAGGCGCGCCUCAACAACUGCCAUGAAGAUGAUGUACCGCUCAACAACUUUGUCACUGGUGCCAUUGGUGCACUUAGUGGAGGUCUGAGUGCUUCAUUCGUUUAUCCCCUGAAUGUUCUUCGCACCCGAUUGCAAGCCCAAGGCACCGUUUUACAUCCUGCGACCUAUACCGGUAUUGCUGACGUCGCCCGCAAAACCUUGGCAGCAGAGGGACCUCGUGGCUUGUACAAGGGACUUACGCCCAACCUCAUGAAAGUGGCGCCAGCAGUCUCUAUUAGCUACGUGGUCUACGAAAACACGAAGCGAUUCCUCGGCUUGAAAUGA
This is a messenger RNA of Penicillium malachiteum, 1758 nucleotides long. RefSeq names its product calcium-binding mitochondrial carrier protein. Bases 1 to 1758 code for a protein of 585 amino acids. The record is from RefSeq and is a predicted model, not a curated record. The transcript is spliced from 8 exons. Gene Ontology annotation, biological process: transmembrane transport. Gene Ontology annotation, molecular function: ATP transmembrane transporter activity; calcium ion binding. Lineage: Eukaryota; Fungi; Ascomycota; Eurotiomycetes; Eurotiales; Aspergillaceae.